AUGCCCUGGGUCCUCGUCCUCCUGGGGCUCCUGGCCCACUGCACAGGCUGCAGCCCUCAGCCUGUGCUGAGUCAGCCACCUUCCAUGGCCUCGUUCCUGGGAGACACCGUCCGCCUGGCCUGCACUGUGCGCGGCGACCACGACAUCGGCCUCCACAGCAUCUACUGGUACCAGCAGAAGCCUGGCCACCCCCCGAGAUUCCUGCUGAGAUAUUUCUCCCACUCGGACAAGAGGCAGGGCCCCAACGUCCCCCCUCGCUUCUCCGGCUCCAAAGACCUGGCCAAGAACACGGGGUAUUUGAGCAUCGCUGGGCUGCAGGCCGAGGACGAGGCUGUCUAUAUCUGUGCUGCUCACAUGCCGUGGUUCCUCUUUGGCGGCGGGACCAAGGUCAUUGUCCCAGGUCGACCCAAGUCCGCACCCUCGGUCACUCUGUUCCCGCCCUCCAAGGACGAGCUCAGCACCAACAAGGCCACCCUGGUGUGUCUCAUCAGCGACUUCUACCCGGGCAACGUGACCGUGGCCUGGAAGGCAGACGGCACCCCCGUCACCCGGGGCGUGGUGACCAGCCAGGCCUCCAAACAGAGCAACAGCAAGUAUGCGGCCAGCAGCUACCUGACCCUGACGGGCAGCGAAUGGAAAUCUAAAGGCAGUUACAGCUGCGAGGUCACGCACGAGGGGAGCACCGUGAAGAAGACAGUGAAGCCCUCAGAGUGCUCCUAG
Messenger RNA from Rangifer tarandus platyrhynchus (Svalbard reindeer), 720 nucleotides. NCBI's taxonomy places the organism in Eukaryota, Metazoa, Chordata, Mammalia, Artiodactyla, Cervidae. The record is from the annotation of a GenBank genome assembly.